Telopea speciosissima is the source of this 1098-nucleotide messenger RNA. RefSeq names its product protein FAR1-RELATED SEQUENCE 6-like. The coding region runs from base 1 to 1098 and encodes 365 amino acids. NCBI's taxonomy places the organism in Eukaryota, Viridiplantae, Streptophyta, Magnoliopsida, Proteales, Proteaceae. Gene Ontology annotation, biological process: regulation of DNA-templated transcription. The record is from RefSeq and is a predicted model, not a curated record. The transcript is spliced from 2 exons.
AUGGAAGUGGAUUCUCUCAAUAGUGCAGCGUUGUUUGAGGAUGAAGGCAAUGGUAUGUCAAAAAAUUGUGACAGAACAGGUUCUGAUGGUCAUCAUGAUGUGGAAAAUGAAAGGAAGGAACCUGUCCCACCAUGUGUAGGAAUGGAAUUUGACUCGUAUGAUGCUGCUUAUGACUUCUACAAUUGUUAUGCUAAGGAACUGGGAUUUGGCACUAGAGUUAGAUGCUCAUGGUUUAACAAAAAGAAUAGAGAGAAAUGUGGUGCCGUACUCUGUUGCAGUAGGGAAGGUUUCAAACAGAAGUGCGACACAACGCGUCCAAGAGCAGACACAAGAACUGGUUGUCCAGCUUUGCUGAGACUAAGGUUAAUGGACUCUGGAAAUUGGAGAGUGACUGAAGUGAGUCUUGAACAUAACCAUUUACUUAGUCCAGCCAAUAUACAACUUUAUAGAUCACAUAAAAACUUUGGUGCUGGAGUCAAAAGAAAAUGUCAGUUAGAUUAUAAAGGAAUUCAAACAAAUAACUUGUAUCAAGUGCUUCCCCUGGAUGUAUUGGGUUAUGAAAGCAUACCUUUAGAUGAAAGAGAGGCCUUGCAUUGUGCUGAUCCAAGCAUAAGGUUAAAGCUGAAAGAAGGAGAUGCACAAGCUCUUUCAAAAUUUUUUUGCCGCAUGCAAUUGAUGAUCCCAAAUUUCUUUUGCUUGAUGGAUCACAACAAUGAAGGACAUUUAAGGAAUGUGUUCUGGGCUGAUGCUAGGUCUCGGACAGCUUAUCAUUACUUUGGUGAGGUUGUUGCAGUUGACACUGCAUGCUUGACAAGCAACUAUGAGAUACCAUUGGUGUCAUUUCUUGGAGUAAAUCACCAUGGGCAGUUAGUGUUAUUGGGUUGUGGUUUGCUUGCAAGUGAGACAGGCCAUGCAAAGAGCAGUCAAUUUAGCAUUUCCAACAUCUUGUCAUCAUCUUUCUGUUGCCACAUCACGCAGAAGGUUCCGGAGAAAUUGAGAGAACUGGGUGAGUAUGAAGCAAUCAAACGUGCAUUGAGUAGAGCUGUUUAUGACUCUUUGAGAAUGCAUGAAUUCGAAAAUGCUAUUGGGAGGAUAUGA